Procambarus clarkii (red swamp crayfish) is the source of this 1229-nucleotide messenger RNA. RefSeq lists its product as uncharacterized. NCBI's taxonomy places the organism in Eukaryota, Metazoa, Arthropoda, Malacostraca, Decapoda, Cambaridae. The record is from RefSeq and is a predicted model, not a curated record.
UUCCGACAUACCAAAUGACACUGCUGCCAAUAACCCCCCCUCCCCCCCCCCCCACACACACGCAGUGAUAUGCUGCGUGCCUCCGGCGUCCGCACUCACUCUACCACCAGCACUCACUCGGGCAAGAGCUGUCUCCUCUCUAGCAGUGCCAUGUCAGUCCACUUCUCGGAGAACACGGGCAGUACCCGCAAGUACACCUUCCGACGCAUCCAGACCUCGACCAUCCGGUUCCAGGUGAAGGCUGCUCACGAUGUGGCCAUCUGCCUCUCCUCUGACAAUGAAGAAGAACCGGAGGACAUGUACGAGAUCUUUAUCGGGUGCUGGGGCGGCGGCGAGUCCGGCAUCCGUCGUAAGAAACAUGAUGACGUCUGCAGGAUUGAGACUCCAGAUAUCGUUAGCGGCGACGAGUUCAGGACUUUCUGGAUAAAGAUUGAACGUGGCGUCAUUAAGGUGGGACGCUCCGGACAAAAACAUCCUUUCAUGUCCUACUCCGACCCCGAGACACUCCUCCACGCUACCUGGUAUGGCUUCGCGACCGGCUGGGGCGCAGAGGGCGAGUGGAUCUUCCCUGAUGACGAUGACACAUCUUCGUCGUCCUCGUCCGGACUGUCUUCCUCUGACUCGGAGGCGGAAGACAUCGACAACCUGGAGGACAGACCUAUCCAGUACAAGCGGCCAGCUCGCUGGGUUCCUGCCAAGGGUGGUUACUUCCCCCGCCACCCGGUCUCUGGAGGAGAGGGCCCUGACGGAGAGGUCUUCGUGGGAAUGGCUCAUCACGAAGGUGGCUACGUCUUGGGCAUGGUUGUUCCCGACCAUGGCUGCUGCUACAUUCCCUACGGGGGAGACGCCAUUCCCAAGUCUGAGUACUUUGUUCUGAGUAACCCAGCCAGUGUGACCCUGACCUGGGAGCCAGGCAGCAAGGGCAACGCUCCUCCGGGGGCGCUUCAGGGCGGAGUCACCGAGGAUGGCGAGAGCCUCUUCAUUGGUCGCGUCUCCGUCGACGGUGUUGUGUCUGUCGGCAAGGUUCAGCCAAGUCACGGGGUUUGCUACGUGCCCUACGGCGGGAGUGAACACGCCCACAAGGACUACGAAGUCCUUUGCGUCCGUCAUGUUCUCUGCAGAACCUAAACCAUGUCUUACACACGUCUAAACUGCGUCAACCCUUUUCCUUAAAACCAGCCAUGUCCAUAUGGCAUUUUCCUGAAAUUCAGUAAAUUCAUUCAGACACG